Molecule: messenger RNA, 1834 nt
Organism: Cheilinus undulatus (humphead wrasse)
Lineage: Eukaryota; Metazoa; Chordata; Actinopteri; Labriformes; Labridae
Exons: 2
Coding region: 1-1785 (594 amino acids)
Molecular function (GO): GTP binding
Source: RefSeq, a predicted model, not a curated record
AUGGCCUUCCACAACAAGGGCAAGAAAACUGCCUGGCAAACAUGGGGCAUUUGUCCAGAGGCCUUCCCUGUCUUCUCCAAGCUGAGCCAGUCACCUCUCACAGUAGAAGAUGGCGACCUGGAGAUACUGGAGAAGUCUGUCAUACUGAUGGAUGACAGGAACAUCUUAUCCAAAUAUGACUCUAUCCCCAAACGGCUGAUCCGUCCGGGAUCUCCAAACAUCUACAAGCUUCUACCAGAGACACAGAAUAUUGGAGGCCUGACUAGACUGACCUUAGGAACAAAAAACAUGAUCAAGGUGAACAAAACCAUCUUACUGGUUGGUGAAACAGGAUCAGGAAAGUCUACUCUGAUCAACUCUCUGGUCAACUACGCCAUGGGAGUGGAGUGGGAGGACAACGUCUGGUUUGACAUCAUAGAGGAGAAAAAAAGUCAACCUGAAAAUCCAGAGGAAAAGGAUGAUCAGUCCAAAAGUCAGACAUCAGACGUGGUCGUGUACGAGAUCUUUGGUUUUGAAGGUAAACCUCUGUCCUACUCUCUGACCAUCAUCGAUACUCCAGGAUACGGAGACACCAGAGGGACUGAAUGUGAUGACAUUGUUAGUGAAAGACUGCUCGACCUGUUCAGUUCAAAGGAUGGAGUCCAUGAGAUCACUGCUGUGGGUCUGGUCAUGAAAGCUUCUGUGAAUCGACUCGAUGACAGACAAACUUACAUCUAUGACUCAGUGCUGUCUCUGUUUGGAAAAAACAUGGAAAACAACAUCAUUGCCCUCAUCACUCACUCAAACGGUAAAAAACCCAAAAAUGUUCUGACGGCCAUCGAGGCAGCAAAGAUAACGUGUGCCAGAGAUGACAGGAAACAGCCGAUCUACUUCCUGUUUGAUAACUGCCAGAAUGAAGACAGAGAUGAGGAUGAAGAAGACCCUGAUCAUGCAUCUGAAAUAACCAAGAAAGGAAUGAGACAGUUCACAGAAUUUUUAGGAAGAAUUGAACCUCAGAGGCUGCAGGUCACAGUGGAUGUUCUUGAGGAGAGAAAGGGGCUACACGCCUGCAUUGGAAAUCUGCAAGAACGAAUCGAGCAUAUUGAGGAAAAACGGAAAGCGAUUAAGAAGAAUGAGAAAACUCUGAGGCAACUUGAAGAAGAUACUGAGAAAAAAGAGGGCACCAAGGUGCCGAUUGAGAAGACAUACAGAGAGAAAGAAUGGUUUGAUGUCAAGAGAAGAUGGUAUGAAGGGUUGAAUAAAAUGGGAGCUGUGUGCUGUGAAAUCUGUGAGGAGAACUGUCACUCUGAUUGCAGAGUAGCCAUUAAUGCGGGAUUUUGUGAGGUCAUGUCAAACAACUACUGCACUUCAUGUUCUAGGAAGUGUCACGUAUCACAUCAUGUGAAAGAACACAAGAAGUAUGUGACAAAGACAAGAAUAGUCUGGUGUACCCCUGAUGAAAUACUAGAAGAAGCAAGAAAGAUGCAUGAAGAAUGCAAGGAUUUGAAAAGCUAUUUGGAAAAACUUAAGAAGGAGGAGAAAGACCUUCAGAAAGAGAAGGACAAGUUGUUAGAAGAGUCCUUCCAGCAUAUUGUCAAGCUGGAGCAGAUCGCUCUGAAUGCCGACUCCCUGUCCAUCCUUGUCCACUUGGACUUCCUGAUUAAGAAAAUGGAGGAGAAAGGAGACACUGAGAAGGUCAAGAAACUGAAGGAGAUGAGAGCUCGAGUAGAUAAAGGAAUGGAGAGGGGAAUGCAGUACAAAGAAGGAGCAGGUGGGAAAAGGAGGAAACUGCAGGAAAGCAAUUAAAACCAGAGGCAAAUCCAGACUUUUUUUGAUAGGGUGGCCUGGAGCCUGU